AAGCAGUCAAGUUAAAGCUACAAAGUAUGUCCGUUUGAGUCUCAAUUGUUUAUCUGAGAUACAAACGCUGCCGCAUUCUAUUUCUCACCUUCAUCUCGCUAUCAUCAACAACUAUCCUGUGGACCUAUCAACACUGAAAUCGCAAUUGAAGCUCCCGUCCUGCCCAGGCCAGUGCCCGACAGGGCACACGACAAUCAAGCACAAUGGCAGACAACGCCCCAAUCCAGGAGGAGACUCUGAAAAGAUCUUUAGAUUCCGACAUAAAGCCAGAAUAUCCGCCGCAAACUAUCCUUCCAGAAGACUCAGCUGUUACCAAAAUCGAGAAAGCCGAAAGGAAUGGUUCAAUCAAACAGGAAGCAUCAGAAGAACCAGCAGCCAAACGAGUCAAAAUUGAGCAGCCUGAAACUGAGCUGAAUGGGCAGAGCAAGCAACUUACUGAUUCGAGGGACAAAGUUAGAGGUGUGGCGUUGGUAAAGCCCGAAUACCUCAUUGAUACCUACAAAAGAGGAGGCGAGCCAGCAAAUGCAGCGGAAGAUGAUGACGCUGCAGAAGGCCGACUCCGAGCUGAUGAUCGAGACAACAAUGAAGCUGGUGGCAAGAAGAACAAGAAGAAUAAAAAAAAGAAGGAGAAGGGCCAAAAUAAAGGCCGUGAAUUUGGAUCAUGGUACGAUGCUAUCAGACUUUGUAGUUCGCGAGCGACAUCAGACGAAUUCUCCCCCAAGAAUUGCGAUUUCGGGGACACAUGCAGAUGCAGCCACGAUCUUCGAACAUAUCUAAAGGAUGGGAAGCGGGAAGACCUGACAACCUUCGAAGGAAAGUGUCCGGUAUGGGAGGUCUACGGUGUUUGUCAUGCAGGAUGGAAAUGCAGAUUCGUUGGGAGCCACUCAAAAGAAAUUGAGAGAGAAGAUGGUCGAAAGGAAUUGGUCUUGACAUACCGUGAUGGGGCUGACACAACGGGGAUCGAGGGUGAGGAUCGUAAGGGAGUUUACAAUGUUGUUGGCACGAAGGACAAGUUGGAUCUUGCACGGAGACGAUUCCCGACAAACAAGUCCGAAGAAUACACCAAAUGGUUAGACGAGGACCAGCGAGAAAUGGAGAAAAUUUAUCACAAGAAGAAGCAAGAGGAUGAAGGCGAAGCUCGGGAAGAGAAUCGGGCACAGUUUAAGGAUCCGCCACUUCUGCCCUCCGAAAAGAGACGAAUCUACUUUGGUCCAGAAACUCCUGUUUUGGCACCUCUGACAACGCAAGGAAACUUGCCAUUCCGAAGAAUGUGUGUUGAGUUUGGAGCACAGCUCACUUACUCUGAGAUGGCUAUGUCGACUCCCUUGAUCCAAGGUCAGAAAUCUGAAUGGGCUUUGAUGAAAGCUCACGAGAGCGAGAUAUCUCCACCUCGGUAUACUCCUACUUCAAUUGUUCAAGGGUAUGAUAACUCCAAGGACCUGAAAUUCGCUACACAAAUAUCAGCAAGCAAACCUUGGCAAGCUAUUAAAGCAGCUGAAAUCAUGGCGAAGCUUCUCCCAAAUAUCCGGCUGAUGGACCUUAAUUGUGGAUGUCCAAUUGAGAUGGUCUAUCAAUCUGGUGCUGGUUCAGGGUUGCUUGACGCCCCUUCAAAGCUGGAGAAGAUGAUUCGAGGCAUGAAUACUGUUUCUGCAGACAUUCCUGUCACAGCAAAGAUCAGAAUGGGCACUAAGACUGAGAAGCCUACUGCAACCAAAGUUAUUGAGCGACUGGCCUUUGGCGGGUUCGAGUCCAGAGAACGACUUGGGGCGCCAGGAUGCGCGGCAAUCACUCUUCAUGGUCGAUCUAGGCAGCAAAGAUAUACAAAGAACGCUGACUGGACAUAUAUCGCGGAGUGUGGAGCUUUGAUCGAGUCUUACAACAAGAAGAAAGCUCAAUUGACCGAUACAAUCCAAGAACCAGAUGCGCGGACUCAAGCUAACACAAAGGAUGGGAGGAUGUUCUUCAUUGGAAAUGGUGACUGCUAUUCACAUGUUGACUAUCUGGAUCAUAUCCAGAACGCACGAGUUGACUCAGUCAUGGUGGCAAGAGGAGCAUUGAUAAAGCCCUGGAUCUUCGAGGAGAUUGAACAAGGACAAUACCUUGACAAGACCGCAUCCCAAAGGCUUGGCUAUGUUGAGAAGUUCGUAAAGUUCGGGCUUGAGGCAUGGGGAUCUGACGAGGUUGGCGUUGGUCAGACCCGACGAUUCUUAUUGGAGUGGUUAAGCUUUGCACACCGAUAUGUUCCCGUUGGAAUUCUCGCUCAUCUUCCCCCAAGUCUGCAGGAUAGACCUCCUGCGUACAGAGGCAGAGAUGAUAUGGAGACUCUACUUGCUAGUGAUAACUAUUUGGAUUGGAUAAAGAUCAGGUAUGUGUUGGCGAUCUCUAUUCGUUUAUUUUUGCUUACUUGUUCAGUGAAAUGUAUCUUGGUCCUGCUCAUAAGGAUUUCAAGUUCCAGCCCAAGCACAAGUCGAAUAGCUAUGAGAUUGAGGCAGAGGGUUAGAUACGGGAACUCAUACCAUGCCUUAGCAUUUGCAUACAUUCUUCUCGGCUGCAUAAGACAGAGUCAAUGUAGAAAGACAUACCUAGUAAACGGUGCAUCUGGGGAAAGGAAUGACCUAGAGUAAACAGCCGUUUGCUCGAUGAAAAACAGACAUUAUGAAUGCACAAUACCAUCUUCCUCUUGACUUUUCGUCUUCGAUAACAUUGUGC
Molecule: messenger RNA, 2709 nt
Organism: Cadophora gregata
Lineage: Eukaryota; Fungi; Ascomycota; Leotiomycetes; Helotiales; Ploettnerulaceae
Gene: DUS3
Product: tRNA-dihydrouridine synthase 3
Exons: 2
Coding region: 204-2624 (806 amino acids)
Biological process (GO): tRNA processing
Molecular function (GO): tRNA dihydrouridine synthase activity; flavin adenine dinucleotide binding; RNA binding
Source: RefSeq, a predicted model, not a curated record